This is a messenger RNA of Paecilomyces variotii, 2522 nucleotides long. RefSeq names its product 60S ribosomal protein L5. Bases 395 to 2215 code for a protein of 606 amino acids. NCBI's taxonomy places the organism in Eukaryota, Fungi, Ascomycota, Eurotiomycetes, Eurotiales, Thermoascaceae. The transcript has 5 exons. The record is from RefSeq and is a predicted model, not a curated record. Gene Ontology annotation, biological process: ribosomal large subunit assembly; translation. Gene Ontology annotation, cellular component: ribosome; cytosolic large ribosomal subunit. Gene Ontology annotation, molecular function: 5S rRNA binding; structural constituent of ribosome.
GACCUUCCCCGCGAAUCGAAAUCACCGCGGUUGAUCUUAAGCCACUACUGUAUCAUCGACUCUACAAGUACAUGUCCAUUGUCCACCCGGUCGGUUAGAACGGCCGCUAAUAGACAGGAAUUCCGUGAAUGGGCUAUAUCUAUCGGGAUACCGAUCACAUCGAUCAUAGUAACGAGGUCUCUAGCCGCUAGUCGCAGAUGUAAUCGUGUUGUCCUCGGUCUAAGCGAUGCGACAGGGCUCCUUCGCGCGGAGCCUCGGUAAUUCGCCGACUAGCAUUACGAUCAGUCAGGAACGUCCGCUUCUGCACGCGGUUUAGCUAUCUCCAUACGCUUCUAUAUCAGACAGUUUCACAUAUGAUAUCUGUCUAGAAGACGUCUUUUUAUUUAAUAUCAACAUGGCUGAAAAUAGGCGCCCUGUGGCCUUGUUGUUUGACAUUGGGGGAGUCUGCGUAGCAUCACCCUUCCAAGCUAUUCUAGACUAUGAGCGCGCCAACAAUAUUCCACUCGGGUGGGUGAAUUUCAGUAUCUCGCGAACUGCCCCCAAUGGAAGCUGGCACAAGCUGGAGCGAGGCGAGAUCAAAUUGGACGCGGACUUCUUCGCGGCAUUCAAUCGGGAUCUACGAAAUCCAACACUCUGGCAGCAAUUCCAUGAAAGACUUCAAAAGCGAAAACAGACCGACAAUAAAUCGACAUCGGUCCCGCCACUACCAGAGAUCGAUGCAGAAUGGCUAUUCUGGGAGAUGAUGCGAGUAUCGCAGACACCUGAUCUCUACAUUUUUCCAGCCCUGAAAAAACUCAAGGCAUCCGGGCAGUUUUUGAUCGGUGCACUAUCGAACACGGUUAUCUUUCCCGAUGGCCAUCCCUAUAAUAACGAAAAUGAUCCGAAUGGACUCAAAGCGCAGUUUGAUUUCUUCAUCUCAUCCGCCCACUCUGGCCUUAGGAAGCCGGAUCCCAAGAUCUACGCAUUUUCAUUGAAGGAGAUAAACCGGGUGGCGAAGACACGCGGGAUCCAGGAGGUUGCACCCGCGGAUGUCGUUUUCCUGGACGAUAUCGGGGAGAAUUUGAAGGCGGCCAAGAAGGCAGGAAUAAGAACGCUGAAAGUCGUUCUGGGUAAGACUCAGGAUGCGGUCAGAGAAUUGGAGCAGAUUACCGGCUCGUCGUCGCCGACCCCAAAGCCAGCGCAACUUUUGGAUGCAGUCACGCACGCUAAGCGAAUCCCGCCCACAAAUUUGAACCCACGAAAUUUCCCACCGUCACUUUUUCUUCAAGCAGCCAACGUCGACAAUACAGGGCCGUCAACCUCGACAACCGACAAGAUGCCUUUCACCAAGCUUGUCAAGAACAGCGCGUACUACAGUCGCUACCAGACCAAGUACAAGCGCCGUCGCGAGGGUAAGACCGACUACUACGCCCGUAAGCGCCUCGUCACCCAGGCCAAGAACAAGUACACCUCUCCCAAGUACCGUCUGGUCGUCCGCUUCACCAACCGCGACAUCAUCACCCAGAUCGUCUGGUCCGAGAUCACCGGUGACAAGAUCCUCGCUGCCGCCUACUCCCACGAGCUCAAGCGCUAUGGUAUCACCCAGGGUCUGACCAACUGGGCCGCUGCCUACGCCACUGGUCUCCUGCUCGCUCGCCGCACCCUGAAGAAGCUCAACCUCGAUGAGCAGUUCACCGGUGUCGAGGAGGCUGACGGAGAGUACACUCUCACUGAGGCCAUCGAGACCGACGAUGGCACUCGCCGCCCCUUCAAGGCUUUCCUUGACGUUGGUCUGGCCCGUACCUCCACUGGUGCCCGUGUCUUCGCUGCCAUGAAGGGUGCCUCCGACGGUGGUAUCUUCAUCCCCCACUCCGAGUCCCGCUUCCCCGGUUUCGACAUUGAGACCGAGGAGCUCGACGCCGAGACCCUCCGCAAGUACAUCUUCGGUGGUCACGUCGCUGAGUACAUGGAGGGUCUCGCCGACGACGACGAGGAGCGCUUCAACUCCCAGUUCGUCAAGUACAUCGAGAACGACAUCGAUGCCGACUCCCUCGAGGAGAUCUACGCCAACGCCCACAAGGCCAUCCGCGAGGACCCCUUCAAGAAGGAUGAGGAGGCCGGCGAGAAGAAGUCCAAGGAGGAGUGGAAGGCCGAGAGCAAGAAGUACCGCAGCGCCAAGCUGUCCCGCGAGGAGCGCAAGGCCCGCAUCGAGGCCAAGAUCCGCUCGCUCGCGUAAAUGUGAGCUUAGGACGACAACAAAAAUGUACUCACAGUUAUGCUGCUGUGUCGAAAAUAAAUAAAAAAAGUAUUCUUCAGAGAUACCUGUAUGCCUACGGGCAGAUUUUUUCUCGUUUGGUCAAGGGUUUACGGGUUACGGGAAUCAGCGUCACAUUGUUUUCGGAGCAUCUUAGUUCGGUUUACCAAGGGAAAGUCAUUCAAACAGUUCUACCUGCUCCGAGACGGUCCAUUGCAGUCUCCUUACGCAUCAUCCGCAGUAACGUCGUAACGCAGUACUAUAUCUGCCAUCCAACCACACUUGUAGC